GACCAAUCAGGCAUGGCUGUAUACUCUUUGGCGAGACACGGCGGAUUUUUUGUAAACUGAGCGCCUUUUUUAGACAUUUUGUUUUGUGUUUCUUUGCGGGAAACUCUGCAUUUCUUGUACACUGAGAUAGUGUACAACUGAUGUUUUAGCUAGCAGCGGUCAGCAUGGAAACAAAUGAAGCAAAUGGAGAUGGUGUAGCAGCAAAGGUUAUUACUACAAAUAAUACUGCAAUGUCUCCACCCCCAACAACAAACAGUGCUAUACCACGACUCAUGAUAACAAAAAUAGCCAACGAGAACUUCAAGUCUUAUGCCGGUAAAGUAGUACUUGGGCCAUUUCAUAAGAGUUUUUCUUGCAUUGUUGGUCCCAAUGGAAGUGGGAAAUCCAACGUAAUUGACGCAAUGUUGUUUGUGUUUGGCUAUCGUGCAUCCAAGAUCCGAUCAAAGAAGAUAUCAGUGCUUGUUCACAAAUCAGAUAAUUUUCCCAAUCUCAACAGUUGCACAGUAGCUGUUCACUUUCAGAAGAUUAUAGAUUUGGGACCUGGUGAAGAUGAGUAUAGCAUUGUGCCAGGAAGUCAGUUUGUGGUUUCACGUACUGCGUUCAAGGACAACACAAGCCAGUACCAUCUGGAUGGCAAACGUGUACAGUUCAAAGAGGUCUCUGUAAAGCUAAGAGAAAGUGGCGUUGACUUGGAUCACAACAGGUUUCUAAUAUUACAAGGUGAGGUUGAGCAGAUAUCACUGAUGAAGCCCAAGGCUUUGACAGAGCAUGAGGAAGGAAUGCUGGAAUACUUAGAAGACAUCAUUGGCAGCAACAAAUUCAAAGAACCAAUUGAAGAGAUCAGCAAGAAGGUAGAGGAGCUCAAUGAAGAAAGAGGCGAGAAGUUGAGUCGAGUGAAGGCGGUUGAGUCGGAAAUGAACCAACUGGAAGAGCCAAUGAAAGAAGCGGAGGAGUUCCUACGAAGCGAGAAUCAAAUCACACAAAAGAAAAACAAAUUAUUUCAGAAAUACAUACAUGAGUGCUCAGAAGUCUCCAAAGAAGUUGAAACCAAAAAAAAUGAGGUUGAAGAAAAGAUGAAAAGUCUGCAUGAAAACUUGACACAACUGACAGAAAACAACAAAAUCAAGGGGAAGGAUCACAAGAAACUUUUCAAAAAAUAUGAAAAAUUGUGUGAAGAGGGAGCCAAGAAAAAGGAAGAGUUUGCUGAAUUUGAGCGACAGGAUGUCAAAUGUAGAGAGAAUUUGAAAUAUACAAAAGAAAAACAAAAGAAAUUGAUAAAAUCCCUGCAAAAGGAAAAAACUAAGUUGGAGGAUUUACGUGGUGGAUCAACAGACAAUGAGAAAGUGAUUGAGGAGAUGAAAGAAAAGAAAGAUAAACUUGAAAGUCAAUUAAAAAAAGAAGAGGAGAAAAUGAGUGAAAUCAUGGCAUCUCUGAAAACUGCAACCACAGAUUUACAAGAAGAAAAAGAGGAAAAGGAAAAAGAACUGACAGAGAUGCAAGAUGGUGUGAACCAGGCCAAGUCACUCAAAUCGGAGGCAGAAUCCAGGCUAAAUAUUCAACAGGAAAAAGUGGAUGAAUUGAAAGGAAAAUUAGAAAAUAUGACGACAAGUUUAGAAACAGCAAGUAAAGUUCUAGAUGAAAGAAAAAGCUCUGUCAAAGACCUUGAAGUAGAGGUUCCAGAACUGGAGAAACGACUUGAGGAGUCCACAAAGCUUCUGGCAGCAGCAAAAGAUACAGAUUCUAAGUCUUAUCAAAAGUUUAGAGAUUUUUCUGUGAAGGUUGGUGAAGCGCAGAAUUCCCUGCAGUCAUUCACUAAUCGAGGUGCAGUGUUAAGUGCUUUAAUGGCUCAGAAGAACAAUGGAAACAUACCAGGAAUCCAUGGAAGAUUGGGUGAUCUUGGCUCAAUAGAUGAAAAGUAUGAUGUGGCCAUAUCAACUGCCUGUGGGGCCUUGGACUAUAUUGUUGCUGACAACUUGGAAACGGGAGAAAAAUGUGUCACGUUUUUACGUGACAACAACAUUGGACGUGCAACAUUCAUUGGAUUGGAUAAGAUGGAGCAUUUGAAGAAGGCAUCAUGUACAAAGAUCUCAACGCCUGAUAAUGUUCCCAGACUUUAUGACCUGGUGAAACCGAAAGCUGAGAUGUUCAAGACUGCUUUCUACUAUGGCCUUCGCGACACUUUGGUUGCUAAAGAUCUUGAUCAAGCCACAAAGAUCGGUCUUCAAGGUACAAAGCGCCACCGUGUGGUCACAUUACAGGGUCAACUUAUCGAAACAUCUGGUACCUUGAGUGGUGGUGGUAAACAAGUAUCCAAGGGACGCAUGGGGUCAAAGAUGGUAACUGAUAUUACGCCUGAACAACUGGCUACUAUGAAGGAGGAGUUGGAGCAGAUCAAAAAUGAUUCUCAAAAUCACAAACAGGAGUUUAGACGUCUGGAGGAGGAGGUUAACCAUUUACAGAAGAGUCUGACUGAAAAGAGGCUAACACUUAAGAAACACAUGAUGGAUAUAGAUUUCAAAGCAAAACAUGAGGCUACUUUAAAGGAACAGAUCAAGGAGGCUGAGAAAGAGUUUGCAGGACUCAUGAAGAACACCAACUUCAAAGAAUUGGAGAAGAAUGUCAAAAAAUUCGCUGAUGCUUAUGAUAAGGUGUACUCCAGGUUUGCAAAAGUGGAGUCACAGGUGAAGAGUCUUCAUGACAAGAUAAUGGAGGUUGGAAAUAGCAAGAUGAAACCACAGCAGACGAAGCUCAAUAAACUCAAUAAAGAGAUUGAGGAGGCCAAUGAUGCUGCCCUCAAGGCUCAGGUGGCAAUCAAGAAUUCCAAAAAGAACAUUAAAAGAGCAGAGGAUAAGGUAGCAUCAAUGGAAAAGGAGGAGGAAGAGAACGCUGAGGCCGUCAAGAAGAUUGAGGAAGAGUUCAAACAUCUGGAGGACGAGGCCACAAAUGUGCUGCAAUCUUUCCGUGAUGUUGAAGAACGAAUGAAAGAAAUGCAGGAGGCGCUGGAUCUUAGUAAACAGGAAUUAAACAAAAUUCAGGAAGAAGAAAAUGAGUUAAAAGCAAAAGAACUUGAGGUGAAAUAUGAACUGGAAAAGUAUGUUGAUCUUGUGAAAGAAAAUCAACAGAAAACAAAACACUGGAAAAAAGAGAUCCAGAAGUUGUCACUACAUAAGCUGCGUAACCAAGAAGAGGAAGAGAAGCUAGAAGAACUACAAGAAGAGGAACUAAAUGAAGUGAAUGCGGAGGAAGUACAAUAUGAAAUUACUGUACUGGAGGAAAAACUCGCUGGAAUGAAGCCCAACUUGGCAGCCAUCCAACAGUACAAGAAGAAGGAAGAAGCUUAUCUUCAGAGAGUUGGCGAGUAUGAUGAACUUACCGAAACGCGUAACAAAGAGCGGCGGAAUCUUGAGGAGAUGCGAAAGCAGCGUCUGGACAUGUUCAUGAAGGGAUUCAGUGCUGUCAAUGAAUAUCUGAAGGAGAUGUACCAGAUGAUCACUCUGGGAGGAGACGCUGAGCUGGAAUUGGUUGAUAGUCUUGAUCCAUUCUCAGAAGGCAUCGUCUUCAGUGUCCGACCGCCAAAGAAGAGUUGGAAGCAGAUUUGCAACCUGUCUGGUGGUGAGAAGACAUUAAGUUCAUUGUCCCUCGUGUUCGCACUUCAUCAGUUUAAACCCAACCCGCUCUAUGUAAUGGAUGAGAUUGAUGCUGCACUCGAUUUCAAAAAUGUCUCCAUCGUCGGUCAUUAUAUUACUGAAAGGACGAAGAAUGCGCAGUUUAUUGUGAUCUCGUUAAGGAACAACAUGUUUGAACUGGCCGAUCGUUUAGUUGGAAUUUACAAAAUUGACAACUGUUCACGAACUGUAGCGAUUAACCCAAAGAAAUUGGCGGACACCACAGAAAUAAGUGUAGAGGCCUAGGCAAUGAAUCAAUGUUGUUGAUACCUAGACUUUGUAUAUACUAAACUGAACUUGGCAUGGAGGACAAAUGCCUUAAAUUUAGCUAUGUAGAGGCCUACAAAAGCAUGUAGAUACAUUGGAGCCAAUGUGUUGACACUAAUUUGAAAAAGGAAAAUUAUAUAAUAUCAACUACUAAUUUUUGCAUUUGUGUCCCUUGCUGUGUAUAUUAUUUAUGUAAUAUGUUUCUUGUAUUUAAACAAUGAAUUUUUGCUUGUUCAGACAUUUAUUGCUUGAUCAGUAGACAGAUUUCUAUACUUUCAAGUUAAUAGAUUGUAAAUUUAUAAACAGAUUUAGUGAAUGUUUACCAGUUACUAAAAUCAUGAUCUGCAAUCUGGUAGUGAGAAUAAUAGUUGAUUGUAGUUAUUGCAAAGUUUGUCAUCUAUUUGGGGCUUGCCAUCUCAAAAUCAGCAUCACUGACCAAAACAAGAAAACUCACUUAUUAAUAUAUUCUCCACAUUAUUUUAUAUGCUUUAAAAUGAUAAGUCAUUUACUGAAUCGACUUGCUAUUGCCAAAAUGAUGAAUAAAGGUAUUUACAGCUUCUCUGUUCUAAAAUGCUGCCACAUUUUUACGCUAGUUACUCAGUUUAACAUAGCAACUGUAUGCUGGUUUUUGGAUGGAAGCCUCAUUUACUGUAUCCUGAUUGAGGAAUAUCUGGAUUACAUCAUAAUUAUGAUUUGAAUAAACCUGUACACUUAUGGCCAACAAGAA
Anneissia japonica is the source of this 4659-nucleotide messenger RNA. Its product is annotated as structural maintenance of chromosomes protein 4-like. The record is from RefSeq and is a predicted model, not a curated record. Lineage: Eukaryota; Metazoa; Echinodermata; Crinoidea; Comatulida; Comatulidae. Gene Ontology annotation, biological process: mitotic chromosome condensation. The transcript is spliced from 24 exons. Gene Ontology annotation, cellular component: chromosome. Gene Ontology annotation, molecular function: protein binding; ATP binding; ATP hydrolysis activity. The coding region runs from base 165 to 3911 and encodes 1248 amino acids.